AAUCUUACGAGGGGCUAAUGGGAGCAAAUCACACAUCCGAUCCUCAGGCCCAACAACUUAAUUGGACAUUGGAAAAAUAAGAGGGACAAAACAGGCAAAACAGGAAAAGUUUAAUUAGGGCUUCUGAACCCUCCUCACUCAUAGUCCUUUUCUUUCGACGGCACUAGUGGCUUGGGAGCGCGCCGGUCCUCAGCCCUACAAGCUUUCCUGCAAGACGAGGAAAAAAUGCCAAAGCAAAUCCAUGAGAUCAAGGAUUUCCUUCUGACUGCUAGAAGGAAGGAUGCACGCUCUGUUAAGAUCAAGAAAAGCAAGGAUGUGGUGAAGUUUAAAGUUCGCUGCUCUAAGUACCUUUACACACUUUGUGUGUUCGACACAGAGAAGGCUGACAAGUUGAAGCAAUCCCUUCCUCCAGGUUUGAGUGUGCAGGACGUGUAAAGAGAGGCAGUACUUCCCAGAGUGUUUUUGCUAGUGCCAUGAGAAGUUGAGAUAUCUUAUGCGUUUUUAUUUUCAUGCUUCGAAUUGUUAGACCUUAAUUUCAUUACACUGCAGCAGUCCUUGGGUAACAAGAAACCUUGCAUUUUCUUUCGACAUGAUGUGUAGACUUGAUAACAUUUCAAAAGACUUUUUAUUUAUACGAGUUGUUUUAUGUCUUUUCACUUUCAUAAA
This is a messenger RNA of Juglans microcarpa x Juglans regia, 666 nucleotides long. Its product is annotated as 60S ribosomal protein L38-like. The record is from RefSeq and is a predicted model, not a curated record. Gene Ontology annotation, biological process: translation; protein-RNA complex assembly. Gene Ontology annotation, cellular component: ribosome; cytosolic large ribosomal subunit. The coding region runs from base 226 to 435 and encodes 69 amino acids. Gene Ontology annotation, molecular function: structural constituent of ribosome. The transcript has 3 exons. NCBI's taxonomy places the organism in Eukaryota, Viridiplantae, Streptophyta, Magnoliopsida, Fagales, Juglandaceae.